UAUAUGUUUGUGAUGGAAGAUUCUGUUAUGGAUUUUGAUGUUGAUCAGGAAAAUGUGGAAAAUACAAGCCGAGAUUCUACCUUCUUUGGCAAAGUACUGGCACGAAUGUGUUCAGCCCAUCAAACGCUUCCCGAGGAUCGCGGUUCAUACAUAGAGAACCCAAACGAUUCAUAUGAGGCGAACCCAAACGAUUCAUAUGAGUUGUUUCCGUACAUCACAUUGUUACUGCACCUUUUUCUUCCACUUUGUUCGUUGAGCGUUGCAAUAUCCAGUCUUGUAUUGCCAUACUGGGCCUUUGGGGAAACAGACGACGUAGCGGUUGGUCUCUUUAAAUGCUGCAAUUUUACUGAAGAUAAUCGCAGCUCAAACCACAGCGAGUGUUCAUCAUUGUCUGAUUGUUUCCCGUCAGACUUCAAAUUGCAUUCAGUCUUCAAUGCAGCUGCCGGUCUUCAGAUAACAUACAUUGCUUUACACGGUAUCACGUUCAUACUGACAGCAAUAGGCCUAAAAAAAGGAAACUUUUCGGUCUGUCGAAUUUACAGUGGAUUUGUUAUUGUCCUUGCGGCUGCGAUAUCCUACAUCGGUAUCAUCGUAUAUUUUUCCGGUAUUAUCACAUCCGAAAACAUAACCGGAAAGUCAAAACCCCGCCUGUCAAUCAAUCUGGCGAUUAUAUCAUUGGCUGUGUAUCUCUCUUAUGCAGCCGUCUGUUUUAGACAGCCUAAAGCGCUGAUAAUUGUACUCAUGUCGACUUGUGUGAUCUAUAAUGUGAUAUUUGUAAUGACACAAACAAUUACAUUUUUUAUUAUAAUUGGAUAUGUUGCUAUUGGUAUGGCUCUCAUUUCAAUCGUAAUCGUAGCAUCGUUUAUGACGUGCAUAUAAAACAAUUAACAUCACCCGUCUGAAACUGGAAUAUGAUGAAGAUGUUAUAAAACAUCUGCUCAAUGCAUAUAAUUAUUCAUUGAACAUUUUUUGAGAUUUUGUGAAACAAGAACCUUUUCUAACAAGAACGCUAAUCCAUAUAAAGAAAUUCUUGUUUUAUAAUUUGAUUUCAAUUAGGGAUGGAAGAGAGUAUCCGGAUAUCACGCAAGUAUUCGGAUACAAAAAUGGGUAUUCGAAUAUUCGUUAAGAAUUAAAAUUUCAAUGAAAUAGCUUAGCAGAGACAUAGCAAUUGUCAUAAAACUUUUCAGAUGAAAUAUUUCAUGUGAUCAACAGUGUCUGUCGCGAAGCGGGUAUGUGAUCCAAAUCGUCUGCUAAUUGGGUGUUUGCACAAGGCGUGAUGUUGUGUCCUUGUGCAGCACCCUGUGAAGUUCUAUGACCUUGUUUACAAGGGGGGAAUCCAGACGAAACCAAAAAUUAUCGUGGCAUCACGCUUAUAAACAUAAUUGCAAAAAUAUACUCAACUCUAUUAUCUGAUAGAUUAUCCAAAUGGGCAAAGGAAACACACAAGUUUAUCGACAAUCAAUUUGGAUUUCAAAAAGGCAAGUCAACAAUCGACUGCAUCUUUAUUAUACACGCAUUAAUUACUCAAACGCUUGAAAAAAAGAAGAAAUUAUAUGUGGCCUUUUUGGACUGGGAGAAAAUGUUUGACAAAAUUGAUAGAACCUUCUUAUGGCAAAAACUACUGAAAGAGAAUGUUAGUUCAAAGUUAAUUAAGGCACUAAAAUCAAUGUAUUCAUCCAUAAAAUCGUGCGUCAAAAUAAACCAAAACGAAUAUACAACGUAUAUAACUUCAAAUAUAGGGGUUAAACAAGGGGACCCUGCAAGUAGCAUUUUGUGUUUAUUUUUCCUCAAUGAUACAAUAGAUAGCAUUAAUGUAGAAAAUGAAAACAUCAUAACAUUAGACCAAACAAAAUUAUUUAUGUUACUCUUUGCCGAUGAUGCAGUGGUAUUCGCCUACUCUCAUCAAUCGUUACAGAACAUACUUACACAAAUACAGGAUUACUGUGAUUUGUGGGGAUUAAAACUGAAUACAAGCAAAACUAAAGUAAUGAUUUUCGAAAAAGGACGACAAACAACACAUGAUUUUGUCAUAAACAACCAACCCAUAGAAAUCGUACAGUCUUUUAAGUAUCUUGGAGUUCACCUUUUCAAAAAUAAUAAUUGGUACAGAACACAGAAAAUAAUAGCACAGCACUCAUCACACUCUUUGCACAAUCUAUUUAUAAUUUAUAAUCAAACGGAUUUACCAAUUUCAGAAAAAAUAAAAUUGUUCAACACAUUAGUUGCACCAAUACUAAACUAUGGCGCAGAGAUAAUUGGAUAUCACGAAUGUAAAGACAUCAAACUUAUCCAUAACAAAUACUGCUGAAAACUUCUAUGUGUAAAAAGAUCAACACAUAUAGACGCACUAAAUGGAGAACUUGGGAUUCUCCCAAUGGAAAUACAAAGGAAAAUCAUUCUAAUUAAAUACUGGUCGAAAUUACUAAACAGUAACCCAAACUCUUUAUUAUUCAAAUCGUAUAGUAUGCUUAAAAAUACAGUGGACGAUGGAUCAAUUAAUAAAGCCAACUGGGCAUUUUAUAUAAAAAGCAUUCUACAAAAAUGCGGUAUGAAUGACUUAUGGGUGAACCAAGCCAGAACUCAAAUUAACACCACAAUAAUUAUUCAAGAAUAACAGAUAUCUAUAAACAGUCCUGGUACUCAAGAAUAAACAACUCUAGUAAACUUGAAACAUACUGUCUAUUUAAACACGAAUUUGUACUUGAAAAUUAUCUAGACCGAAUUAUAUGUAAAAAGUACCGAAUAGCAUUAACCAAAUUUAGAACCAGUUCUCACACACUACAAAUAGAAACGAGGAGAUAUAACAAUAUACCAAGAACACAGAGAAUUUGUACAAACUGCAGUCAAAACCAAGUAGAAUCAGAAUACCAUUUUCUUUUAGUAUGUCCAAAAUUUAGGGAUGUACGUAAACAAUUCUUUAAACCAUACUAUUGCCACUGGCCUAAUAUACACACGAUUACAAAAUUAUUAUGCGAAGAAACCAUUAACACAACCAUCAAUAUGGCAAAAUAUAUAUACCAUGCAAAUAACCUAAGAACUUAAAAUAAAUAACAUCAUUAUUCAAUCUCACCAGUUGGACAGUCUACAUAUGAAUAAUACCAUACAACAUAUUGCAACUUAACAUACAUUGCUGCAACUAAUUCGCUAUAUAUUCACGGUUGGAAUGUCAUUCACAAAUGUAUAAUACUUUUCAUUCAUAGAAAGUUGGUUGUAGUACCACAUAGCACGUGGGUGUCAAGUCAUUGAGUACAUACAAAAACACGAGUUAGCUCAAGAUAUUCACGACUGGAUAAAUACUACUACAUCUAACUUCUGUUAAACAAACACUCGGACUUUGGUAAAUUAAUUUUUGUUCUAUCAAAUUGUUAAAAACAAAAUGUUCUAUUUAAGAAUUCUAGAUUUACCUUUAAUUGCAAAAUAAUUAACUACUACUGACUAAAAAUCAUUUAUCUUUAUGUUCACAUUUUAUUUUUAUGCUUCUCGCUAAA
This is a messenger RNA of Mya arenaria, 3488 nucleotides long. RefSeq lists its product as uncharacterized. The coding region runs from base 4 to 879 and encodes 291 amino acids. The record is from RefSeq and is a predicted model, not a curated record. Lineage: Eukaryota; Metazoa; Mollusca; Bivalvia; Myida; Myidae. The transcript is spliced from 5 exons.